Messenger RNA from Periconia digitata, 3682 nucleotides. NCBI's taxonomy places the organism in Eukaryota, Fungi, Ascomycota, Dothideomycetes, Pleosporales, Periconiaceae. The record is from the annotation of a GenBank genome assembly.
CCCUUUUCAAUCCCCAUCUCAUCUCGUUUAAUAACACGGCUGCUAGCCCUUUAGAGUUCACUUCAGCCGCGUCUCCUCCUUCCGUCGUCACUCUCCCUCUCUCUCGUUCGCUCGUUCGCUCUUCGACCGCCUUGUCUGCCGGACUGGCCUGUCUGCGAUUAAUACCUACAUACCUACAUACUUUGUUGUUGUUGUUGUCGUCGCUCUGCUGGCCUGCAGAAUUCGCACCUCCGUCCGCUCGCUACCGCCGCCUGCGCGCGACUACACUACUACUCAACUGUACUGUACUGUACCUUGCUGCACUGUACCUUACUUGCCGUGUACCAGUCCACCUUCCCCAUCUACCUACUUCUCCUACAUACCUACCUACCUACCGACCCUACCCACCGACUCGACUCCCUCCCUCCCUCUCCCUCACCCCCAUCUACUACAACACACCGUAUCCAUCCACCCACCGUCCACCCACGCACGCGCAUCCACAUACACACCUGGGCACACACACGCACCUGCAUGUGACUGAUCAGCGACCCACUCCCGCCCGACCAUGUCUUCUGCCGCCGUGCAACAGAGCGGGCCCGCCAUCGCCAACAGAUCCUACCAGCAGCCCGCGCAGUACUCAACCACCACCACCACAACAACCACAACACAACAAUAUCCUCACCACCCCCACCAACAGCAGUCGUCUGCAGGCGCUUCCAGUGCUGCCGCCGCGAGAAAACCCUCGCGGAAGUCGAGCAAUGGCGCGUCUCCCAACACGCCAACCACCCCCCAAUCAGCUCGCCCAUCUUCCGACGUGUCUAGCUCCAACAACAACUUGACCGCUAAUCGACAACAUCCCCCCACCACAUCGCAAUACUCACCCUCCGCCAUGCCCUCCGCCGCCAGCGCUCCAAUGCCUCCUCCGCGCUCUUCUUCUCACCGCUCCGCACAAAGCCCAACCACCCCGCGCCAGGAUCCCUCGCGCAGGAAAGAUAAGGAAAGUCCCCGUCAUCAUGGAGCUUCCUCUAGAUCAAAACCGUCCCCCUCACAACCUUCACACAGCCGCUCCGCAUCCGCAGUCGGUCAGCCUCCCACCGGCACCACCCUUCCCCGCGAGGAGAGCACCGUCAUUAACAGGAUAGUAGUCGCAGACCCACAGGAGGACGUUGCCCGCGAGCGCGCCCGCCAGGCUGAAGCUGUGCCUGCAGCUUCCGGCGCCGACAUCACCCCCAUCACCGGUCUGGGUCUCGUUGGCAGCGAAGGCGUCGAUGAUGGUGGUCGCGGCGCGGGACGCAGUCGUCAAGACCAUUCUCAAGGUGCAUCUAAGCGCUCAAAGUUUGGCAACUACAUUCUGGGGCAAACAUUGGGCGAGGGCGAGUUUGGCAAGGUCAAGAUGGGCUGGAAAAAGGAUAGCAGCGUCGAGGUUGCCAUCAAGCUGAUAAGAAGAGAAACGCUCGGAGGGAACCAGAACCGCCUGCAAAAGAUCUACCGUGAGAUCCAGAUCCUCCGAGGACUCGAGCAUCCCAACAUUGUCAGACUGCACGAGAUGGUGGAGACGGAGCGCCACAUCGGCAUCAUUUUGGAGUACGCGUCAGGAGGCGAGCUCUUCGAUUUCAUCCUCAACCACCGCUACCUCAAGGACGGCGCUGCACGUAGAUUGUUCGCCCAGUUGAUUUCCGGGGUUGGGUACCUGCACAAAAAGGGCAUUGUACAUCGCGACCUCAAACUGGAGAACCUGCUGUUGGAUCGGAAUCGGAACAUCAUUAUUACGGAUUUCGGAUUCGCCAACACAUUCGACGCCAACGAUGAAGUCGGCGAAGAGAUCGAGUUCAACUUGGGCAACAAGGAGUUUAUCAAGUCAUUGGGACUCGAGGGAGGCGAUGGUCCCCGCCGCGGGGAUCUCAUGCAAACCAGCUGUGGUAGCCCUUGCUACGCCGCCCCUGAAUUGGUCGUCAGCGAUUCAUUAUAUACUGGUCGCAAGGUGGACGUAUGGAGUUGCGGAGUCAUUCUGUACGCUAUGCUUGCGGGCUACCUACCUUUCGACGAUGACCCAGCGAAUCCGGACGGUGAUAACAUCAACCUUCUGUACAAGUACAUCGUCUCCACGCCUCUCACGUUCCCCGAAUACGUUACGCCGCAUGCCCGCGAUUUGCUCAAACGUAUCCUCGUACCGGAUCCCAGAAAACGCGCAGACCUGUUUGAGGUUGCCCGGCAUAGCUGGCUGAGCGACUAUGCACAUGUCGUCAGCUUCAUAACGUCCAGCGCAACCAACUCGAACGAUAUCCAAAAAGCCACCGGUCUCAAUCACGAUGCAUUCGAUACAGCGCCUACUCUCGCAAGAAGUGCCUCGGUUCGCGAGCCAGGCAAGGCAUCGCAUACGACCGUCUCUCCCGUGGGCGGGCUCACAGCCAAGCGGGAGCAAAUCAACCAACAACCGUCAGAAAAAGCCAAGAAAGACCGGGACACCAAGCGCAGAACUGUGCAGGUCGAAUAUGUGGCACCUCAGUCGCAGACCACUCGCGGCGAAGCAUCCCCGCCGAGCGCCCCUAUGCCAUCAUCCAAGACUCGUGUCAAGGAGUCGGGACCCACCGAAGUGCCGUCAACAGACGGGUACAACGCGAGACCAAGCCGUUCGGCGGCAGGCCCAGCUACCGCAGCCUCUCCACAGUCGAGGCGGGAACCUCAACGAUCUGUAUCCGACUAUACAGCCUUUGGCAACGUGCCUCCUACUUCUGCUGCGCGACCAUCCACAGGUGGCACACUCGGCGCCAACUCAAGAUUACCGUCGAGAGGCAACUCUUACAGUCAGCCAUCCACCGCAGCCGUCGCACAGACGAACGUCGAAGGUCGUUUCUCUCAGCCCAAAGGCAAGCAAUAUCACAUUUCCACGCCCGCAGCCCAACCCGAACCUGUCAUGGGUCAACCAAGCAUCAGUCAGCCACCCGCGCAACGGGUACAAUCGAUCCAGGCGGAGCACAAGGGCCACAAACGCUCGAAUACGAGUACAGAGUCGAGCCGACGAACGUCGUUUGGCUUUUCUCGCAAGAAUGCGACAGAGUCAAGCAGCGGAGGGAAACCGUCCAGGCGAUUUUCCUUGUUGCCCUCUUCAUUGUCCAAGACAUUUUCUUCAAACCACAGGGAAAGCAUGCCUGCGUCGUCGCAAUCAGAUCGCCGGGGUUCCAUGGCCGGUUCAUCGCGGCCACGAGCUAGCUCCCGCCCUGGCAUGGGUUUCGGACGUGGAGCAGACUCUAGGUCUCCUAGUCAGAGCACCACCGGAAGCAACGUUCCCGCCUUCUACGACGGACCGCAUGAAGGCAACACCCGCGGGAGGGGGGGCCCAUCGUCCGCACCCGCCAACCAAACCCACUUCAACCAGCCACCCAUUGGGGACGACAAAUUCCCCAACCCGAGGGAUCCGCACCCAGCCUCGAAUGCUCGGCCGUACCAUUUCUCGAAUGAGUCGGAAUCGAGCGAACCUAAUGCUCAGGUGCAAAAUCAAACACAUGCGCCUCAAUAUCCACCCGGUAUGGGUAGUGAUGGCACCGUUCCAGAGACUUCCCGCAAGGGCGUGCUCCAGAAAAGUAGGAAGUUUGUGGAUGCGUACGAAGAGUCUGGCGGCAACAAAGGCAGCAGUGGAAGCUCCAAGAGAGUCAUGGAUUUCUUCCGGAGAAUGGGCAGGCAGCGAGGUAAAGAAGACCGAUGA